UGCCUGCAAGAGCAAUUUCAAAUACAAAGAAAGUAACUGCUCCUUUCCUCAAAGAAACAACCACUGUGCAAGAACUUCCAGUAUAACUACAUGAGUUCUCUUAAAAUCUCAAAGGGUUCACUGAGCACUAUCAGGUAAUAAAGAAAUGUGUUCUGCAUAUGUUUCAUGAAUAUGGCUUUGUAGUGGACACCUCAAAUGUGAGGCAGUGGACAGUUGCUGAUGUCUGUUGCUGGCUUAAAAAAAAAAAAAAAGACCUCUCUGCACCUACCCCAUCCUUUGAAUGUGUGUAAAUAAGUGAACAAUUGCAGAUACACAUCAGAAACACUUCUAAAGCAUUCAAUUAUUUAUAGUUUAUUAACAGGUUGCUUUUUUCCCCACCCUUUUAUUAUCUUCUGAGAAAUCCAGCCUCGUCCUACCUGUUACAUGAUGAUCCUGCUGUGCUGGACUGUAUAUGAUAAAUGAGCUCAUCUAGCAGGCUCCAGGCCUCUCCCAUCACAAUGGUCAACGAGCUCGACUCUGUCGAUCCCAGCCACGCUCUGUUUGAAAGCUUUGUCCAGGCGCAGACAUGCAAAGAGACACAGCAGAACUUCAUCGAACUCUGCCGCCACCUGGAGGUCGAGCCCAGGGACUACAAGCACUUCUACAGCAAGCUGAAGGACAGACUCAACUACUGGAAAGCCAAAGACCUCUGGCAGAAGAUCGACAACAGAGGUGCCCAUCCAGACUAUGAACAGGGCCAAGCAUGUCACCAAAACAAGUGUUUAGUGCUGGGUGCGGGUCCAUGUGGUCUCAGGACAGCGAUUGAAUUGGCUCUACUAGGCGCUCAGGUUGUCGUAUUGGAAAAAAGAGCGUCCUUUAUGAGGAAUAACGUCCUGCAUCUGUGGCCGUACACCAUUCGAGACCUUCUCAACCUUGGUGCAAAGAAAUUCUAUGGCAGAUUCUGCAGUGGAUCCAUUCAUCACAUAAGUAUCCGUCAGCUGCAGUUGAUUCUGUUGAAGCUGGCCCUGAUUUUGGGGGUUGAGGUGCACACAGGUGUGACCUUUGAAGGUCUGCGGGAACCAUCAGGAUCCACAGGAUGGAGGGCACAGGUGUCUCCUGCGUCCCACACAGCUGCUACUUUUGAGUUUGAUGUUUUUAUUUCUGCUGGAGGGGGAAGAUAUGUGCCUGAUGGUUUUAAGAUAAAGGAGCUCAGGGGAAAGUUAGCCAUCGGUAUCACAGCAAACUUCGUAAACCGCCACACUAAACAAGAGGCUCAGGUGCAGGAGAUCAGCGGCGUGGCCCGAAUAUACAACCAGAAAUUCUUCCAGGCGCUCCAGUCUGAGAUCGGCGUUGAUCUAGAGAACAUUGUCUACUACAAAGAUGAUACUCACUAUUUUGUGAUGACUGCAAAAAAGGGAAGCUUGUUAAAAAAAGGAGUGAUAAAGCAGGACUUUUCUGAUGUCAAUCAGCUGCUCGCACCUGCAAACGUCAACCAGGAGGCCCUGCAGAAGUACGCAUACGAAGCCGCUGACUUCUCCACAGAUCACAUGCUGCCAGACCUGGAGUUCGCGAAGAACCACGCGGGCCAUCAGGACGUGGCCAUGUUUGACUUCACCUGCAUGCACAGGGCAGAGAACGCCUCUCUGGUGAAGGAGAGGAAGGGGAAGAAACUGCUCAUCGCGCUGGUGGGAGACUCUCUAGUAGAGCCGUUUUGGCCUCUGGGUACCGGCAUUGCUCGUGGUUUCCUGGCUGCGUUUGACACAGCGUGGAUGGUCAGGAGUUGGGGAAAAAGUCUGCCCCCCCUGGAGGUGUUGGCGGAGAGUGACAUGUCUUCUCUAGAUGAAUAUAACUUCACCAGGAACAAUAAGUUGGCCUUUGGCCUGAUGGAGAGAGAGUUUGGCAUCACUCCGGUCAUGCGUGCCAGUGAAAUGACCACCUGCGGGAAAAUCGACCAGCUGUCUAUGGUCGUGUACCUCACACAGAUACGCAACGCUCUCACCGAGAAACAUACACCAGCAGAGCGCUCCAACAGCCUCUCGCCCAACAACAAGACCCUCUCGCUGUCCAGAACCCGCUCGGCUGCCUUCUUCCUCAACACGCUCAAGCGCAACUCCAUCCAAAGACGCAAGGACCGACUGGCAACGGAGAAAGGACCAAGACAGCAGAAGAUGAAGGAGAAAGAGGAGGAGAAGAAUGUGAAAGAGGAAAAACCUGCGGCGCCUGUGGUGCCCAAGGCCUUAUCAGAAGCGGGCAGCAGUGAGCUCUGUUAUUUCUGCAACAAGCAUCUAUACGUGCUGGAGAGAGGAAGCGCUGAGGGCAAGUUCUUCCAUCGCAGUUGUUUCAAUUGUUAUCAGUGCGGCUCCACUCUGCGGCAGGGCGGAUACACUUUCCACUCCGACACGGGGAGAUUCUACUGUGAGCUGCACUCAGCGGCUGAGGAAGAGGAGGGUGAUGAAGGUCACAGAGGCUCACAGAAUCAAAUCAAAAAUGGCCUUAAUGAGGAAGGUAAGGAGAAAUAUGGUGAAACAGUGGAGAUUUCAUCUCCACCCCCACAAGUCUCUGUAAGACGGAAGGGCUCGUACAAGAUCUCCGUUGAUCCUGACUUUGAAGAAUCGACUGAGUGUUUCACUCCCACAGAGCAAGAAGACCAACCGCCAUCCAGCUCUCAUGAAGCAAACAAACCCUCAGAGCUCAAUCCAGAGAGCACAGGCAUCGAGAACCAACAAAAUAACAGCAGUCCGUCCGUUCCAGUGCCGGCCCCUCGACCGUCCAGAGCUCCGCUCCCAAAACCUCGCACUGUCCAUAACGUGGUGCCUCAACCUUCAAAUACCCCCGAGGAACCAGAGCAGAAACAAGAGGAAACUCCGGAAUCCAAAUCCAAACCGUCGCUGCGUAAACUUCAGCUGAGCGAAGAGGAGAAGGCUGACCUGCUCAGCCAGGAUUCAGACUCGGAGACGCCCGCCUCGUCUUCAGCCGCCUCCACGUCCUCUUCCUCCAAGCAGCACGAAGCAGGUGAGGAGGAGGGCUACUGGAGCGGAGGCACCGCGACCGGGAUGAACUUGCGGGACCAGCGCAACCGCCGCUGCAUGAGAAGGAAGAGCGAACCGCCACCUUCCACACACUCGCAACAUGGGAAGAUGCGCUCCAAGUUUUCCCCGUGGAAUCUGUCUUCACCUCGACUGCAGCAGCGCUUCAGCGUCCUCAGAGUUGCACCUCCAGAACAAGCUCAACCAGAUCAUUAUGUAUCAGAAGACGAUAAUGAAGAAGGCGUUGACGAUGACGAAGAGGAGAAUGAAGAGGAUCUUCAAGGAGAAGACCAUUAUUUGGAUUGCAAGGGGGCUGAUUUUGAGAUUUCUGAGUCAGAGAAACGCAACCUAAAGAGGAUGAAAACUCUGGAGCGGAAAGCAAGGAUGAGCGAAAUCCAGCGCUUCCACAAAGCUCAGACGAUUCAGAGACGGCUGGAUGAGAUAGAAGUGACCUUUAAAGAGCUGGAGGAGAAAGGAGUGGAGCUGGAGAGAGCUUUGAGAGGAGAGGCUGGUUCAGACCCUGAAACGAUUGAUCAGUGGAUUGAUCUGGUCCAGGAGAAGAACAAUCUGCUCUCAGAGGAGUCGGAUCUCAUGGUUGCGUCUCGACAGCUGGAGCUGGAAGACAAACAGGGCAUGUUAGAGAUGGAGCUACGGAGAUACAUGGAAAUGGAUGACUCUGAGAAAACCCCUGAGCAGCGAGAACAUGAGAAUCAGAUCCUGCAGGAGAUGCUGGACGUGGUGGACAUGAGGGAUUCACUGGUGGCCUUCCUGGAGGAGAAGAGGUUGAAGGAAGUCAACGAUGACCUGCUGGGGAACUCAGUACUGGAGGCCAAGAGACAUUCAAUCGCAGCAUCCUAGGUGCUCUGGGACUGAGACGCCACAAACACACGCUUUUUUUGAAUGCCACAACACCUUAACGGAGUAGUUCACCAUAAAGCUAAUCAUUUACUCAUCCUCAUGCCUUUACAAACCUUCUAUGACUUGUUAUCUUUCGUGGAAAACAAAAGGAAAAAGUUGCAUGAUGUUCUCUUUUCCAUACAAUAAAACUGCAAGGUUGCCAAGGGCUGGCAAGCAGCAAGAAGGACAAAAAGCAUCAUUAAAUCAUCAUGAAAGUAGUUACAAGUCCUUGAAGCCACAUGAAUCAUGUGAAGUAUUAUUAGGCUUUCAUAUAAAAGUUGUUUUUCUGUCUCAAAUCACAGCUUUGUUUAGUUUCAGUAAUGCCAAAAAAUGAACACUUCUCAUGUGCCUCAUAAUAACCAGUUUUGCAGUGCUUCAAAUUUUCAGUGAACCAUGACUUGGUGUCAUUUUUGAGCCUCAACAGCUCACUAUUUACUUUUACAGCAUAGAAAAUAGAAAGACUGAAAGUCAGUUUGCAUUGACAAGAGGGUGAAUAAAUGAUGCCAGACUAUUUAUUUCUGGGUGAACUGUCUCUUUAAAGACUCACUUAUAUCACACAAUAUAAACGAACCCAAUGACUUGCAGGCACAUCUUUGUGCAGAGACUCUGCUCUUGAAAACCAAAGAGUUAAACGCAUCUGCGCACACAGAUUUAUGACACUGAAGAUUUGGAAACUAGUGCCGGCCGCUACGGUCUCUAAACGUGCUUUUAAACGGAUACAGAAACUCUGGUGGAGACUAUAGAAAAUGUUGUGGAACUGCACAUCCGUCCCAGCCUUCACUGCCCGGACACGGCCUUUGACGAGACCAGCGGCGGUCUCGCUUCAAACUCACAAACUCUCACGCUCAAACACACAGGCUUCACUGGGGCAGAUGUUUGCGCACACGUGUGCGAUUGUAUUGCAUCUCGCACUUUUAUAAGAGUCUAUCAAGGUCAUGUAUGUUCUAGAAAUCAAAAUUAUUCAAGCUUAUUUCUGGCACACAAUUAAAAAAAUAAAAUAAAAAGCUGAUUGUGAGUUUUUAUCUCACAAUUCUGAAUUUUGCAAGUGCAAGAUAAAACUUAUGAAUUGCCAGAUACAAAAAAAAAUGGAAUUGUGGGAAGCAAACAUAAUUCUGAGAGAGAAAAAAAAUCAAGCUUGUUUUUGCUGUAGAAUUGAAAAAAAAAAAAAAAAGUAAAUGCGUAAAAAAAUUUUUUCUUUUUUUUUUUUUUAUCUCACAAUUCUGAAUGUUUUCUUGUGAAAUGUAAACUGACAAUUAAACUUGUGAAAUGAAAAUUCUAAGAAAAAAAAGUCGGAAUUACGUGAAGGAAACAAAAAAAAAAGUAAUUGCUACUUUUUAUUUCAGAAUUCUAACUUGGAAUUCAAUUUAAACAGAAGUUUAUAGUUUGCAAUAAGAAAAAGAGUCAGAAUUGCGAGAUGAAAAGUUGCGAUAACCUUUAUUUUUUUUAUUCUGUGGCAGAAAUGAGCUUCCAUACAAAAUGUCCUCAUUAAAAGAUAUUAUAUAAAGGUAUUUACAUAUUUAUGAUGUCGUAUUUGGCAGAAAUGGUGUAGCCUGAUGCCAGUAUCAUGUCUUAAACAGCACUUGCAUUGUAUAAUUAUUGAAUAUAUUACAGCUUUGCAGCAAGAGAUUCAAUAUCACAAGGAGCUUUUGUGUAAUGUGCAAUUAUGUAUUUAUUUUUUUCUUGUAAGUGAUUGUAUUUUGUUAUUCUGAAAUUCACACGUUUUUAUUAUUAUUAUUAUUAUUAUUAUUAUUAUUAUUCAUUGUUUUGAUAUUUUCUGCAUGAUCAUGGUUUUGACUCUCAGGGGUACAUCUUCCUGGACCGGUUUCCAUUUAUAUAUUUCUAAUUUCGUAUAUUUGCGUUUCAUUAUUUGAAAGUGUUUGUACAGUAUAUAAUACUCGUCCGUGAAUUCAUUUGGGGAGACACGAAGAAGCAGAAAGUCUGCUUUCCUUUGCCGAAUGAAAUUCCCACAGAGAAUUAUUACUUGGUAUUUUUAUGUGUUGAUAAAGUGCUUUUCAUUUUUGGGCACUGAGAAUAAUUAGCGGCAUUAAUUCUUGUCAGAGAGGAAUUUUGUGCUCGUGUUUUGGGAACAGUGGUGUAAUAUUUGCUGUUUGCUUUUGCUCCCUGAUUGUAUUUCUUUUCUUUAAAUAUGUUCACACACACACACACAGCAGAGGUUUCUUUUCUAUGGGGACAGUAAUUCACUCAAUAUGCUAAUAAAAUAUCUAGCACUUAAUGUUUUUCUUCUGGGUUUGGUUUCAGCGCUGUGGAAACAGCCUUGAUUUCUUGAUUUACAUCAGAAACAGAUUUUGAGUAUAGACUGAUCAUGGCUGACUUUAUUCAGCAGAGUAUGUGAAACAACAUCUUUCAAGCAGAAGUAAGCUACGAUGUUUUCACAUGACCUCGGCAUGCUUGUAUGUAUAGUAUUGUAUACAGUGUAGUAAGGGUUGUGUGUUAGUAUGCUAUUCUGCACAUACUGUAGCCUUUGUCUGCUAAUGUAUCCUUAUGAAAUCUGCAGAAAUGGAGACGUAACUACAUUGCUGUCUCAUAAAAUGCUAUUUUCUGUCA
This is a messenger RNA of Onychostoma macrolepis, 6467 nucleotides long. It is a transcript of the gene mical1, whose product is annotated as microtubule associated monooxygenase, calponin and LIM domain containing 1. The coding region runs from base 459 to 3863 and encodes 1134 amino acids. The transcript has 23 exons. NCBI's taxonomy places the organism in Eukaryota, Metazoa, Chordata, Actinopteri, Cypriniformes, Cyprinidae. The record is from RefSeq and is a predicted model, not a curated record. Gene Ontology annotation, molecular function: FAD binding.